AUCACCAUAGUGCUAGCUCCUCCCAAAUGGUGGCUGGGUUUCCGAAGUUGCGUGAGAUGAAUUUAAUAGGAUGGUGGGAUGGGAGGAGUGGCAGUGGGAGGAGCAAGUGCAAGCCUUUCCUGUCUUGCAGGAACUUUUUCUAAGCCAAUGCAAAUUGAAGUGUCUUCCUCCUGGCCUUGCCUCCCAGGCAAGGGCUUUGAAUAAAUUAUCCGUGCGAUAUGUCCAGGGUCUCAUAUCUCUAGAGAACUUUUCAUCUCUGGUUGAGCUGGGUCUGAAUGAAGACCUUGACCUGGAGAGGAUUACUAAUCUUCCCAGACUGCAGAAGCUUACCAUCGAAGAGUGCCCGGAGCUGAAGGUGUUGGAGGGUGUUCCUGCACUCCAGAGGCUCGUACUUGCGGAAGAAGACAUGGAGUCACUCCCAGAAUACAUGGGAGGUAUAAACCCAAGGCAUUUGGAGCUAUACUGCAGCCUAGAGCUGCUCAUUUCCAUAGCAGCAGGACAAUCUGGCCCUGAAUGGGACAUGUUCAGCCAUGUUGAGCAUGUCAAGGCAUAUGCACGUGAAGGAGAUAAUAGAAAGAAAUGGUAUGUCUUGUACACAGCUAACCCCUUCAACUUGGAGACAAAUGUCAGCCGCUCUUUCAUGUCCAGAGGUAAUUUAGCAUUGCUCGUUCAUCUUAAUUUGUCUAUUUCUUCUGGUUACUUGAACUGUUCUCUUUGUUUUCUACCUGUCAUCGACAUGUUUUGAGUUUGAAUAUAUUCCCAACAUUCUCAUUCCUUUUGGAUACACCCUUCUAGAGUAGAGAACAAAAAGACUAGUUGACACAAUGUCAGCAUAGAUGUAUUACUGUAAAUA
Aegilops tauschii subsp. strangulata is the source of this 853-nucleotide messenger RNA. The record is from RefSeq and is a predicted model, not a curated record. Lineage: Eukaryota; Viridiplantae; Streptophyta; Magnoliopsida; Poales; Poaceae.